Molecule: messenger RNA, 2749 nt
Organism: Haliotis rufescens (red abalone)
Lineage: Eukaryota; Metazoa; Mollusca; Gastropoda; Lepetellida; Haliotidae
Product: kelch domain-containing protein 9-like
Exons: 3
Coding region: 244-1218 (324 amino acids)
Molecular function (GO): cyclin binding
Source: RefSeq, a predicted model, not a curated record
UCGUUGAAAGUCAAGGGCGGUAACAAAGUUAGAAUUUAGUCUGAAAUACUUUUUCAAACAUUCUGACAACAUGUGAGGAAUGUGGCAUUGUCCCCAUUGUCUAAAACAUACAUUUAACUACCAAAAACAGACACGAUAAGACUUGAUUAUUUACAGACCGCCGUCAUAUUGCUGUGUGCGGCGUUAAACAACAAAACAACCAACCAACCAUUGGUGGAAAGAUAGAAUGAGCAAGCAUCAACCAUGGCAGCAGCAAAGGUGGAGGUCAAGCUAAACUGGGAACCAAUUGUACCUCUAGGUCCAGAACUGGCAUUUCACACUGGCUGCAUCAUCAAAAACUGUUUGUAUCUACAUGGUGGCAUAACUACUCAAGGAAGUACACACCCAUCAGGCAAAUUUCACCGACUUAACCUAUCUCAGCAAAUUUGGGAAGUAGUGCAUACUUCUGGAAGUCCAACACUCAGUCAUCAUGCCUGUGUAGCAUUAAAUGAUCGAUACGUUCUUCUCAUUGGAGGCUGGAAUGGCAAAUCCCGAACUGGAACACUGUAUGCCUACGAUACAGCAGCUAAUGUCUGGCUGUGUCCGGAACAAAGUGGCUUCCCGCAUGACGCAGGACUCAGCUCCCAUACUGCUAAUCGUUUGGGUGAUGGCAGCAUCAUGAUUCUUGGGAGGGAGGGAAGCAGACGUACCCAAAGACGGACUGGGAAUGCUUACUUACUACAAGGCAGUGUUGAAAAGGGAUUUACUUUUUCUGAAUACAGCAGGUCAACUACGUCACGAUCUGGUCACACCACACACAUCAUAGGAUCAAAACUUUAUGUUAUCGGUGGCAGAGAUGAUAACUUGAUAGAGUUUCAAAACGGGUUCUCCGAUGGGUCAAUCGGCCCAGCAUCAUCUUUGAAAACUCUCAAAACUCUGAGUAAAGAGUUAAGACCCAUGUCUAAAUUACCAUGUGGUCGUAGACAUCAUGUAUCCAUGUGUGGGCCUGACAUCAUAUUUGUUCAUGGUGGAGAAACGUUUGAUGGCCGGAGUAGAGAACCUGUUGGUGAAAUGUUCUAUGUCAAGUUGAAACCAGAAAUAACAUUUUACAAACUGGGAGACUGUCAGGUUAAAAGAGCUGGGCACAUUUGUUUCACUGAUGGAGAGUAUGUGUACAUCCAUGGGGGAAUUACUGGUAAAACAUCAGUGUGUGGAGAUUUGCUCAAACUUGCUGUUUAACCUUGGUAAAAGUAUAUAUGAUGGGUUUGCUUCCUGAAUCUAUUGGUUGUAUUCAGUUUUGGUCCAGCGUUAGUUGGUGGAGCAGUAGUCUGAAGUACUGUCAUUUAUUGUGCGGAGUCGUCUCCCUUUGAUUGUGGGUUUGGAAUCCCAGAUUGACUAUGGUCAUGUGUCAUGGUUUGGUAGAACCAGUGAGCUGGGGUACCGACUAAGUCAUAAAAGUCCAAGACCAGUUUCACCUUGGGCUUCCCUCCAGAUGAAAUUGACACACUGUGAUGCAACUUUAAUACUGUUAACUCACCCCCAGUGGGCAAAACAGUGGUUUUCCCCAACAAAAAUCAUGACACAGCAAAUCCUCCUUCGUAGAUACAUGUCGUUCACACGUACAUCAUUAUUCCAUAGAAAUGAGAAAGAAAAACAUUUUGGCUUUAGAGACAUUAUUGGGAUUGACUAAUUAUUUCUCCCGUGACCUGUAACACAUCACUUCUUAAAGCACAACAUGUAUAGCAGUCCAGAAUUUCCAUUACACCCUUUACACAGUGAUGUUAACUUCAAAACCUUUUUGUGACGGUCAGUGAGGUGGGUGUUCUGCUCCUGUCAACAGUGUUUCAGUUAUAUCACAGCAUGUCAGCAUGAUGUGUGCAUCAGUUGUCAAGCAAAAUGUUACCUUCGAUUAAAAAUGAUCAUUUCAUAUGUUAAAGAAGUCAAUGCAUUAUCACCCUCUGUGACAAACACAUUGUAACUUUUGUGACAAGAAAGCAAUUUAAAAACUUGAAAUGCCAAGUCAGAGAAAGAAAGGUGUGUGUGUGGUGUGUGUGGUGUGUGUGUUCAUGUGUGUUCAUGUGUGUUCAUGUGUGUAAGUGCACAAUAUUUCUGCUUCUUGACAGAUGCUACACAGACCUGUGACAGAAAGCAUGAGCAAACAUGGUGACAUUGGUCCAGCCAGGUCACAAAUUAUGACCACCCAAUCCUCUCAUGGCAAACUUUUGUUGCUGGGACCAGCCUCUGAAUCCCUGCCAGUCAGGUUGGCCAGUGAUUGGCGUCAGCUUGACAUGAUGAAGACACUGUGACAUCACAGAUGAGUUCUGUUUUUGUUUGUUUGUUUUGUUUUUUUGGGGGGGGCACAAUCUUUGUCUUCUGUGAUAUUGUUGUGAUGUUAGCAAGUUUUCCAAUAAACAAAUUCAUCACAAAUGUCAACAAUUUUCUUUAUUCAGAUUAACAAAUUAAAACUCAAAUUACCAACCAUGGCAGAUGUGAUGGAUUCCUGUAGCAUUGACUAAAAUACUACAAUGGCCAAAUCAGAAAAAAUUAUCCUGAUAAAAACAUAAAUAUUCUCAUCAUUCUAUAUGUAUGAUAGAUACAAGGUCACAAAAUAUUGCUUCUUUGCAUAGUCUUAAGAGACAUUAUUUUUUGCAUAAUCAAAUACACCAAUAUUUGUUGUACCUGUAAUACCUUUAGGCCUCUCUGAAAAGACAAAAUUAAUACUGAUAGUCUUUAUAUUUUCUUUGACUUUCUGUUUUGCAAUGGGGUGAAA